Drosophila innubila is the source of this 1260-nucleotide messenger RNA. RefSeq names its product elongin-B (gene EloB). Lineage: Eukaryota; Metazoa; Arthropoda; Insecta; Diptera; Drosophilidae. Gene Ontology annotation, cellular component: elongin complex; VCB complex. Gene Ontology annotation, molecular function: protein binding. Gene Ontology annotation, biological process: transcription elongation by RNA polymerase II. The transcript is spliced from 4 exons. Bases 390 to 746 code for a protein of 118 amino acids. The record is from RefSeq and is a predicted model, not a curated record.
UCGCAUUUGGAGUUAAGUUGGCAGGGCUGGCAUUCGGUCUUGCUUCGCCAAAAAAAAAUUUACAUUAAAAUUUGUAAAAUCUACGAAAACUUACAAGUGCAGGCUAUUAGUGAGGCUAUUUGUGCACACAAACACUCGCAAAAGUUGCCUUCACCACGGUCCCCACACUGUUCACCCGAAAUUGCAUUGCUGCGUGUUCUAGUUGGUGGUGUAAGCAGCAUAAACGAUCGAACGACUAUACGACCGCCAAAGGAAGCACCCUCCGCCCGCCCACGCCAGCAGUAGUAGGCAACCGACAAUAACAAAAACGGCGUUGUAGCAACCUUUAAGCACCCCCUGCACAGGCAAUAUAGUAAACAAAAGGCAACCAACAAAACAAACUUGCAAACAUGGACGUGUUUCUAAUGAUCAGAAGGCAAAAGACAACCAUCUUUACGGAUGCAAAGGAAAACACAUCAGUUGUUGAACUGAAACGCAUGAUCGAAGGCAUCUUGAAAGUGCCACCAGGCGAUCAGCGAUUAUAUAAUCAGGACAACGAUAUCAUGGAGGACGAUAACACGUUGCAGGACUACGGCGUUACAGUAUCAACGGCAAAGGCGCAAGCUCCGGCGCAACUGGGCUUGAUGUGCAGGAACGAGAUGGGUGAUUUUGAGACGCUUGACAUCACACCGUAUUCAGCACCGCCGGAUUUGCCCGAAGUGAUGAAGAAUCAAGAGGCCUCAAAUGGACAGGAACAAGUCGCAUAAAAUGAUCAAGUCAAAAAUCAUUAACAACAGCAGCCAAACAAACUAUAAGAAUCGUUGAUCGCUGCUGCUGCUGCUGAAUGCGAGACAAAACUAAAUGUUGAGAGUCAAAUUUUUACUAUCGCUCGCUUGUCCUCAUCCCCCUUCAAAACCAACAACCCACAACCACCCAUCAUACAAAGUCAACUCUGUCGAUGCAAUGCAAAAUGUUUCGAAUUGUACUAAAAUUUCUACUCUGCCUGGUCAAAUAACAACAACUUCAACUUCAACUACAACUACAACAAAACAAGAAGAAAAAAAAACUAAACAAAACAAAACAACAGCAAAAAUAGCAAAUUGAAUGCAUUUUUUUCGUUGAUUAUAUUAUAGCAAGGAACAAUUUAAUUAAUAUUAUACAAAAUUGUCAUUUGGAAUGGGAUUUAUUGACCUUAUUUAAUUAAUCACCCAUUUGGUUGUUUCUUAUGAAAUUUGUACGAAUUUGUUUAAGAAGAAAAAUAACUAAAAUAUUUCACAAAAA